AGCAUUAUCGGCGCAUGUCCACGUUGAUUCAUCAAUCAGUUCCACAAUCCACUUGCCUCGGCCGCUAUCGUGACCGGGAACAACAACUGCGAGAUGGCCACGGUGGAGACCUCGGGCACGGCGAUAGGGUCCUCCGGGAGAUGGGCACUACACGGCAAGACAGCCCUCGUCACCGGCGGCACCCGCGGCAUCGGGCGUGCGGUAGUGGAGGAGCUGGCGGCGCUGGGGGCGGCCGUGCACACAUGCUCCCGGAAGGCGGAGGAGCUCGGCGAGCGCAUCAAGGAGUGGGAGGCCAGGGGAUUCAGCGUUACCGGGUCCGUCUGCGACCUCUCCGAGAGGGACCAGCGGGAGCGGUUGCUCCGCGAGGUUGCCGACCGCUUCGGCGGCAAGCUCAACAUCCUCGUAAACAAUGUAGGAACAAACAUAAGGAAACCAACUACUGAGUUUACUGCAGAGGAAUACUCGUUUCUGAUGGCUACUAAUCUUGAAUCUGCAUAUCACUUGUGCCAAAUUGCACAUCCUCUUUUGAAAUUAUCUGGGUCAGGCAGCAUUAUAUUCAUAUCAUCUGUUGCUGGAGCGAUAGGAAUCUUUAGUGGAACUAUAUAUGCUAUGACUAAAGGUGCCAUUAACCAGCUAACCAAGAAUUUAGCUUGUGAAUGGGCUAAGGACAACAUAAGAGCCAACUCUGUCGCUCCGUGGUACAUCACCACUUCACUUACGGAAGGAAUUUUGGCAAAUAAGAACUUUGAGGAACAAGUUGUGAGUCGAACUCCGCUUGGACGUGUCGGAGAACCUGGAGAAGUAUCGGCACUUGUUGCUUUUCUUUGCAUGCCGGGUUCCACUUAUAUUAGCGGCCAGACGAUUGCGGUCGACGGAGGUAUGACUGUGAACGGGUUUUACCCUCCCAAGCCCUAGGCGGCAGCUGCCAUGUUUCUUUGUGCUGAGGAAACGACAAUAGCUGUUGUUCUUGGUUGUUGAGAAAAAAAAUCUAAUAAAAUGUAUGUAAAGGUAAGGUUGUCAUGUUGAUACUGUUCAUUACAUUACAUAAUUCUAUCAGGGCAAUGUGAAGAACGUUGUGUUUA
This is a messenger RNA of Zea mays, 1082 nucleotides long. RefSeq names its product Tropinone reductase. NCBI's taxonomy places the organism in Eukaryota, Viridiplantae, Streptophyta, Magnoliopsida, Poales, Poaceae. Gene Ontology annotation, molecular function: oxidoreductase activity. The record is from RefSeq and is marked validated.